UCCUCAAGAUGGAGGCAGCGGGGGCGGCGACGUGAAGAGCGCGGCGCUGUGGGCGCGGGAGCCGCGGCCGGGGCGGCCCGGGCGGAGGCGGCGCGGGGAUGGGGCUGCUGCUCAUGAUUCUGGCGUCGGCCGUGCUGGGCUCCUUCCUCACGCUCCUCACCCAGUUCCUGCUGCUGUACCGCAGGCAGCCCGAGCCGCCGCCGGACGAGGCGGCCCGCGCGGGCGACGGCUUCCGCUACAUCAAGCCGGUGCCGGGCCUGGCCCUGAGGGAGUACCUUUAUGGCGGCGGCGGCGGCGGCGGCGGCGGCGGCGGCGGCGGCGGCGGGGCUGAGGAGCCCUCCGGCGGGCCCCCCGACGGCGGCGCGGCCCCGGCCCAAGCCCCGGCCCCGGCCCCGGCCCCGGGCCCCGAGACCCCCGCCCCGCCGACGCGGGAGACCUGCUACUUCCUCAACGCCACCAUCCUGUUCCUGUUCCGGGAGCUGCGGGACACCGCGCUGGCCCGCCGCUGGGUCACCAAGAAGAUCAAGGUGGAGUUCGAGGAGCUGCUGCAGACCAAGACGGCCGGGCGCCUGCUGGAGGGGCUGAGCCUGCGGGACGUGUUCCUGGGCGAGACCGUGCCCUUCAUCAAGACCAUACGGCUCCUCCGGCCCGUGGCGCCCUCGGCCGGCGGGGAGUCGGACGGCCCCGAGGGGGAGACGCUGCCCGCCACCUCCCCCGAGGAGCUGGCCUUCGAGGCGGAGGUGGAGUACAGCGGGGGCUUCCACCUGGCCAUCGACGUGGACUUGGUCUUCGGCAAGUCCGCCUACCUGUUCGUCAAGCUGUCCCGGGUGGUGGGCAGGCUGCGCUUCGUCUUCACUCGCGUGCCCUUCACCCACUGGUUCUUCUCCUUCGUGGAGGACCCGCUGAUCGACUUCGAGGUGCGCUCCCAGUUCGAAGGGCGGCCUAUGCCCCAGCUCACCUCCAUCAUCGUCAACCAGCUCAAGAAAAUCAUCAAGCGCAAGCACACUCUCCCGAGUUACAAGAUCAGGUUUAAGCCGUUUUUUCCAUUCCAAACUUCGCAAGGAUUUGAAGAAGAUGAAGAAGAGCAUAUCCAUAUACAACAAUGGGCACUUACUGAAGGCCGCCUUAAAGUUACAUUGUUAGAGUGUAGCAGGUUACUCAUUUUUGGAUCCUAUGACAGAGAGGCAAAUAUUCAUUGUACACUCGAGUUGAGCAGUGGUGUUUGGGAAGAAAAACAAAGGAGUUCUAUUAAGACGGUUGAAUUAAUAAAGGGGAAUUUACAAAGUGUCGGACUUACACUUCGUCUUGUCCAGUCAACUGACGGGUACGCUGGGCAUGUCAUAAUUGAGACUGUGGCCCCAAACUCGCCUGCUGCACUUGCAGAUCUUCAACGGGGAGACCGGCUGAUUGCUAUUGGAGGUGUGAAAAUCACAUCUACCCUACAAGUGUUAAAGCUGAUCAAGCAGGCCGGGGACCGGGUCCUGGUGUAUUAUGAGAGGCCUGUCGGCCAGAGCAAUCAAGGUGCAGCGCUGCAAGAUAAUUUUGGACAGUUGGAAGAAAACUUUCUAUCAAGCUCAUGCCAACCAAACUAUGAAGAAGAAAGCACUGGGUUGGCAGUAGAUGCUGAAAAUAGAGAUUUGGAUUCUGAAUUUGAAGACCUGGCAAGUGAUGUAAGAACACAGAAUGAGCUCAAAGACGAGGUUCCAUCAGUAAGUCACAGCCCCAAACGUACACCAACAACACUUUCUGUUAAACCCCUUGGAACAAUAUCACCAGUUUUAAACCGUAAAUUAGUUGUAGGAAGUCACCUACCACCACCAAAACCUCCAUGUAAAGAGGGAAAUAAACCCUUGGCCCUAAAAGCUUCUGAGAUAACAGAUCCAACACAAGUGUCAAAACCCACCCAAGGAUCCACUUUCAAACCACCCGUGCCACCACGACCACAAGUGAAAGUUCCUUUGCCUUCUGUUGAUCCCCCAAAUCAGACAGAACCAGAUGUUCUCACUGAAAAGCCAGAAAAGGUGCUGCCUCCUCCUCCUGCAGAUAAACCUGCUGAAAAGCAAGCAAAAACUAUGGAUCACACAGAAGAUGUAGCUGCAUCUAAGCAAUUUUUAGCAAAGCAAGAAGUAACAAGAGAUUUUACUUCAGAAAGUUCCUGCCCUCCUAAGGAUGGUUCGGAUGACCCUCAAACAUGGGAAUCCUCAGAAAUUCCUUACCGUAAUAAGCUAGGAAAAUGGACAAGAGCCAGAGCAACCUGUUUCUUUGACAUAGAAGCCUGCCACAGAUACUUAAACAUUGCAUUGUGGUGCAGAGAUCCUUUCAAGUUAGGGGGUCUUAUCUGUUUGGGGCAUGUUAGCUUAAAACUUGAAGAGGUGGCUUUAGGAUGCCUGGCUACAUCAAACAUGGAAUACUUUUCAAAAUUCAGAUUGGAAGCCCCAUCACCUAAGGCAAUGGUCACAAGAACCGCACUACGCAAUCUGAGUAUGCAGAAGGGAUUCAAUGACAAAUUUUGCUUUGGUGACAUUACCAUUCACUUCAAAUAUUUGAAAGAAGGAGAACCAGACCACCAUGUAGUUACUAACGUAGAGAAAGAAAAAGAACUCCAUUUGGUCGAAGAGGUUUCUGCCCUACCUAAAGAGGAGCAUUUUGUUGGACAGAUGGGUUUAACAGAAAAUAAACAUAGUUUCCAGGAUACUCAGUUCCAGAACCCAACUUGGUGUGAUUACUGUAAGAAAAAAGUGUGGACUAAAGCUGCUUCCCAGUGUAUGUUCUGUGCUUAUGUUUGCCAUAAAAAAUGUCAGGAAAAGUGUCUAGCGGAGACUCCUCUCUGUGGAGCAACUGAUAGGCGGAUAGACCGGACCCUGAAAAACCUCAGGCUGGAAGGACAAGAAACCUUCUUAGGCCUGCCUCCUCGUGUUGAUGCUGAAGCUAGCAAGUCCGUCAAUAAAACAACAGGUUUGACAAGACACAUUAUCAACACAAGCUCUCGUUUGUUAAAUUUGCGCCAAGUCUCUAAAACUCGCCUUUCUGAACCAGGAACUGAUCUAGUGGAACCUUCACCAAAACACACACCCAACACAUCCGACAAUGAAGGCAGUGACACAGAAGUCUGUGGUCCAAACAGUCCUUCUAAACGAGGAAACAACACAGGAAUAAAGUUGGUGAGAAAGGAGGGUGGUCUGGAUGACAGCGUUUUCAUUGCAGUUAAAGAAAUUGGCCGUGAUCUGUACAGGGGCCUGCCUACAGAGGAGAGGAUCCAGAAACUAGAGUUCAUGCUGGAUAAACUGCAGAAUGAAAUUGACCAGGAGCUGGAACAUAAUAAUUCCCUUGUUAGAGAAGAAAAAGAAACAACUGAAUCAAGGAAAAAAUCCCUUCUUUCUGCUGCUUUAUCUAAAUCAGGUGAAAGACUACAAGCUCUAACACUUCUCAUGAUCCACUACAGAGCAGGCAUUGAAGAUCUUGAAUCUUUAGAAAGUCUGUCUUUAGACCAGCACUCAAAAAAAAUAAGCAAGUACACAGAUGAUACAGAAGAAGAUCUUGAUAAUGAGAUAACCCAACUAAUAGACUCCCAGCCAUUCAGCAGCAUAUCAGAGGAUUUGUUUGGCCCAUCUGAGUCUGUUUAACAAACCGCUGAUUUAAACUUUCGAGUGGUUGGGGGAAAGUUGCAUCUUAAGUACCAUGUGUAAGCCCUCUUCUAAUGCACUUCAGCCUGCUUCUCCACAGCAAUUUGCUUGUGUAAGAACAAGAGUGAAAAAGGUUGUUUUUUGGGAAAAACAUGACCAGCUCACUAAAUUGGUUGUUUCAGAUUGCGUUUAUAGCUAUGCUUUUUUGGGUUUAUACUGGGAAUUUAUUUUUACUAAUUUAUUUUUAACUUUUUCUAAUUAUGUAAUUAUGUAAGCUAACUUUUCAUGUUUAUGUACGUGUGAUGUCUCAUUGUGUUAUUUUCCUUCAUCUUAGUUUUUGAAUGAGUGUUAAAUAGGAUACUGUCCAAAUUCUUGAAGAUUUUCAUUUCCAUCACGGUUAUAACAAGUUUGCUGCAUGCCCAAAUCGACAACAGCAAUCAUUGAGGGAACAGGUUUUGAGUCUUUGUGUUAGGAAGUUUGUCAUCUCUACUUGCUUGAGAUUUUUGUUAUUUUGGGGUUUGGGGGCGGUUUUUUUGUUUUUGCCAAAUGUAACAUAAAAGCAGAUGCUGCGGCUUUAGUCAGUUACACUGAUUUAGUAAAAAAAAAAAAAGUUACAUAUAGUGCUUGCUUUCUAUCCUUCUGUGAAUUUUUUUCUAGUUUUUGUGCAGUUUUAGUGAGAAUACAGUUAUUAAUUUGAAGAGGUUGCAUUGAAAAAAUGUAAUAGGGAAUAGAGAAUGCAGUUGGUCAGUUUUGUAGAGAAGAUUACUAAAAACACAGUAACCAGUAGGAUUUUGAAAGAUAAUCUUUCGAUAUGUUGAUGCUUUCUCCUUUUAAAUGGAAGUUCUGAAUAUUUAUGAUUUUCAUCUUCAGUUCUCCCAUGGGAAAUAAAGCAUGUCAAGGAUAGAGUUUCAGAGAACUGUUCUUAAAAUGGCCGUGUUGAUAACUGGGUUUGGCUCUUUUGUUUUAGGAACAUAUUCAUGCAGGAGGGUGUUAUGAAAGAAAGGAAUCAUGCAGGAUAGAUUUAUUGCUUUUCUGACAUGCUGCCCGUUGAAGGAAUGGUGGUCAUUCUGAACACUUCUGUAGUUCAGAUAGUCUUUUGUUUAAAAAAAAGAAAAUAAAAAUUAACAGUAUAGAUA
Molecule: messenger RNA, 4759 nt
Organism: Nyctereutes procyonoides (raccoon dog)
Lineage: Eukaryota; Metazoa; Chordata; Mammalia; Carnivora; Canidae
Gene: PDZD8
Product: PDZ domain containing 8
Exons: 5
Coding region: 99-3623 (1174 amino acids)
Biological process (GO): mitochondrial calcium ion homeostasis
Cellular component (GO): mitochondria-associated endoplasmic reticulum membrane contact site
Molecular function (GO): protein binding; lipid binding
Source: RefSeq, a predicted model, not a curated record